CUGGCAACUGAGAAUACAGACGAUACAAGACGCCGACGAAGUUGCAGAGGAAGGUACUUUGAUUUGGUACAUUUCCUUAGGAGAAAAAAUCUGCUAUUCAUGAUGAUUAUGGUGAUCGGUUUGAUGAUCUGAGUGAUUAUUAUGAGAGUGAUGAUGAGGAGGAUGAGGAGGAGGGGGAAGAAGAAGAAGAAGAAGAAGAAGAAGAGUUAUCAACAACAGCAUACCUCAACCUUACCUCAUUCGUCGCGUUCAUGGCGAAGGAAAGGAUGUUUUGUUCUUCUUCUUCUCAUUCUACUCCUGCUCAUGAUGAGAACUCUGAUGAUGACUCUGACAAGGGUUGUGGGGGUGACCCCUGUCCAGGCUGUACCUGGAUUCAGGAUCUCGCGAGGGGAUGUCUUUCGCUGCUUGCUGCUGCUACUUUUCAUCCUCUUCUUUCGACCACUCCGCCUCCGACUUCUACUCACCCUACGACUGAACCAACUACCUUUCCGGCUGAUUCCACAAGAGCACCGACAUCUACACCCAACACCACCGAUAAUUCUUCAAUUCCACGCGCUCACCAGUCACAAUCUCAACCGCAGCCAUCUGGAUCAUCAUCUUCGGUGAAGACCUCUGGUCAACUCAUCGGCAUCACAAACAUAAUCAGAAUCACAACCACAACCACAACCACAUCCUAAAAUCCAAACCCAACCCCAAACCCAACUCAAAAACCAGAUUAAAGAACGAC
Aspergillus ibericus CBS 121593 is the source of this 727-nucleotide messenger RNA. RefSeq lists its product as uncharacterized. The transcript has a single exon. The record is from RefSeq and is a predicted model, not a curated record. Lineage: Eukaryota; Fungi; Ascomycota; Eurotiomycetes; Eurotiales; Aspergillaceae. Bases 142 to 606 code for a protein of 154 amino acids.